AGUCGCCAAGUCCCUCUUUUUCUCUCAUUCUGCAAAUUUAAGCUUUCUCAAUCAAACCUAUUGCUGCCAUCGAUGGAAAAUGAAGAAGAAGCAGCUCUCUCGUCUAGCCCUAAUCCCCUAGAUGUGGACCCAGCCCUCCAAAAGAAGCACCAAUCAAUGCUCGACCGUCUCACCGACCGUCACCAAACUCGCUUAGGCAGCUCACUCACCCGCCGAUCCGCGGAGUCCGACUCGUCCUCUUCUCCUUCCUUUGAGUCCACAUCAACCUUCCUUUCCCGCUUUUCCAACUCCAAGAGCUCCAUCGAGUCUCAACUAGCUCAAUGUCGACUCGGACUCUCUGACUCGACUCAAGUCAAACCCCAGCUCGACCAAAUCUCCUCCUCCAUCUCCGAUCUCGAGAAGCUCGUCGCCGAGAACUCGUAUUUUUUACCCUCGUACGAAGUUCGGUCCUCGCUGAAAACGAUAUCAGAUUUGAGGCAAAGUCUCGAGAUUUUGAGCUCCGAGUUAUUACCCAAGAAGAAAUUCGCUUUCAAGAACAAACCCACCAGAAAAGACCCAAUCUUCGAAUCCAAAGAGCAGGAGGAAGAGAAGAAACCUGAGAAACCGGGUUUCAGGGUUCCGCAGUCCCCUGGUUUUUGGAACAAGAAAGGCGAGCUUUUGGUGCAUAAAUUUAAGGGAUCGGAAUUGGGAGAAUUUACGAUUGCGGACCUUGAUUCCUGUGAGGUGAGGCUAACAGGUUCUGUGAGAGCGCUUUUUGUUCAUAGAUUAAGGAACUGUAGGGUUUAUACGGGCCCUGUAACGGGUUCAGUUCUAAUUGAUGGGGUUGAAGGAUGUGUUUUUAUAAUGGCGUCUCAUCAAAUUCGGAUUCACAAUGCAAAAAGGAGUGAUUUUUAUUUGAGGGUGAGGAGCCGGCCUAUAAUUGAGGACAGUUGCGGCGUGAGGUUUGCGCCAUACUGUUUGAGUUAUCAAGGGAUUGAGGACGAGCUUAGGGAGGCCAGUCUUGAUGAGGAGACGGAGAAUUGGAGCAAUGUGGAUGAUUUCCUCUGGUUGCGGGCGGUUCAGUCGCCAAAUUGGUCGGUUUUGCCGGAGGAUGAGAGAGUUGGUCUAGUUGAUAUUUCAAGUUCCGAGGAGAGUUAGGCUGUUACCCAUUUUGUUUGUUACUAGUGUGUGCUUGGAGUAAAAGCUGCCAAGAUGAUUAUGAUGUUGCCAUGUGAAAUUGUGGGAACUUGGUGGAUGAGAUUCAUGCUGGAUGGGGUAGUGAGGAAAAGACACGAAGGCCAAUCUCAUUGCUCAUUUGAAAUGUCUGUUUGAAAUACAUUAUUUUGAACUAUAUUGCUCUGUUCUGGAGAUAGGGGACCUUCAUUUGUAAAAAAAUUCCUUUGCUGUGAGUUUUAUGCCCUGGAAUCUGGAUUUUCUGUUGGGUAGGUUGUUCAUUGACUGAUAUUUUAGACAUGUAAACAUGAAGCAUAAAAUUAUAAAGUUUUCUUUUUUGACACACUAAGCUGAUUACUUAGGUGAGGUAUAGUUUGAAUCCUGGUGGUUGAUCAGUAGCCCAAAAUAACAAAUAGAUGUAAAGCAAUGGGGAAGGAAAUCAAAAGCCAA
Molecule: messenger RNA, 1602 nt
Organism: Prunus mume (Japanese apricot)
Lineage: Eukaryota; Viridiplantae; Streptophyta; Magnoliopsida; Rosales; Rosaceae
Gene: POR
Product: C-CAP/cofactor C-like domain-containing protein
Biological process (GO): post-chaperonin tubulin folding pathway; tubulin complex assembly
Cellular component (GO): cytoplasm
Molecular function (GO): tubulin binding
Source: RefSeq, a predicted model, not a curated record